This is a messenger RNA of Geodia barretti, 256 nucleotides long. The record is from the annotation of a GenBank genome assembly. Lineage: Eukaryota; Metazoa; Porifera; Demospongiae; Tetractinellida; Geodiidae.
ACUGAUGGGGUUUCUGGAAAUUCCAAUGCUUGCGAUUUUACAACUAGGUUAUCAAGGGCUCAGGUGAAGUCAAACUUCAGGAACGAUCUUUCUGGCGAGCUAACACAACAUGCACAUUCUCCAGUGUGACAGCUUUUGGAUAUGAUAUAAUAAGGAAAAAUGUGUAGGCUCGCUUGGCCAGCCAAUAAUAAUGUGUGAAGAUACCGGUAUGUUCAAUAUGGAUGUAAGUGAGGUUGGUUCAGCUAUUGUGGAGGUG